Messenger RNA from Phalaenopsis equestris, 2857 nucleotides. RefSeq lists its product as uncharacterized. The coding region runs from base 2 to 1858 and encodes 618 amino acids. The transcript is spliced from 5 exons. Lineage: Eukaryota; Viridiplantae; Streptophyta; Magnoliopsida; Asparagales; Orchidaceae. The record is from RefSeq and is a predicted model, not a curated record.
UAUGAUAAAAUUUCUAAGCUGUUCAUCAAUAUCAGCUUGGUCGACGCGCUUUGUUCACACUGACGCCUUUCUGCAACUCUACCAGAUGCAUCGGCAAUCAUCCUUCCGGCGGCGCUCCUCCUACGUGCCGCAACUAUGCGUCGCCGGCGCGGUCGUACUUCUUCUUCUUUCCCUCUCGAUCCUCCACAUACGCCUCUCUUCCUCCCCACUAGUUCUUCCUUUCCCCUUCCGCUCCUCUUCUUCCAACAGUUCCGCCAACUCUAACUUCAAUCCUCUCUUCGACGACGCCGCUAACGACGCCUUCGAUGGUGGCUUUGACGACCGCAUUGACGAGCUCGACGUGCUUGAAGACGACAAGAAACUCGUCACCGCCGCCGAAGAUGCCGAUUCCGAUGUUACGGACUCCCGCUUCGGUUCCGGUGCCGGCUUAUUCUGGGACCACGCUCUCGGCGUGGCACGCAUGUCAUUUGGUCGCUCUGUGUCGAGAUCGGAGCCCGAGGUGGAUUCUACGAUGGAUGAACUAGGCCGGAGUAAGCUUGCUUUCGGUUCGGACGAUGAGCCGGUCGAUGAGGGUGUUAGGACGAAGCUGGCUUCGAUUCGGCAGAUAGAGGAUGCUCUAUUGCUGAACGUUGGUGGGCACGGAAGGAACUCACUGAUGCGGGAUGGUUGGGCCCAAUGGCUCGAGGGCAAGGGCGAUUUUAUUCGACGGGAUCGGAUGCUUCGGUCUAAUCUUGAGAUGCUGAAUCCGAAGAACCAUCCCUUGCUUCAGGAUCCCGAUGUUGUGGGUCUCACGGGGCUUACCAGGGGUGAUCGCCUGAUGCAGAAGGCGAUCUUGAAGGAAAUGGAUAAGGUGGAUUCGAUUGGAUUGGAUAUGAAGGGGACGGAGGGAAGGAGGACUCUGCAUUUAAAGGUGGAAAUGGAGAAGAAGGAAGAGGAGAAUGGUCGGAGAUGGGGUACUUUCCCCGGCCUUGAUUCGAAGCUGGGUUUUUCUGACUUCAUUGAUCAGUUUCUUGCUAUUGGUCAGUGCUCGCUCAGGGUUUUCAUGGUGUGGAAUAGCCCUUCCUGGAGUUUUGGAGUCCGGCACCAAAGGGGGCUGGAGAGCCUUUUGCAUCACCACAGAAAUGCUUGUGUUCUAAUGUUCUCUGAGACUAUUGAGCUGGAUUACUUCAAGGAUUUUGUCAAAAAUGGAUUCAGAAUUGCUGUUGUCAUGCCAAAUCUUGAUGAACUACUGAAGGAUACUCCAGCUCACGUUUUUUCAUCUGCUUGGUUUGAAUGGAGGAAAACUAAGUAUUAUCCUCUUCACUACAGUGAGUUAGUGCGUCUUGCUGCCCUUUACAAGUAUGGUGGAGUCUAUCUUGAUUCUGAUCUUAUAGUUUUGAAGCCACUUUAUUUGCUCAAGAAUUCUGUUUGUGUUGAGGAUCAAAGGGAUGGAAAUUCUUCUUACAAUGGUGCAUUGAUGGCAUUUGAAAGACGCAGUCCUUUAGUGAAGGAAUGCUUAACAGAGUUCUACUCGACGUAUGAUGAUACCCUCUUAAGGUGGAACGGAGCUGAUCUGUUAAAUAGAGUGAUUAAAAGGCUUCAGAGGAAAGGUGCCAAGUCCUGGGAAGAGCUUAGAAUAAAUAUAAUCUCUCCCCAGUCAAUCUUUCCAAUAAGUUCGACGGACAUUACACGGUACUUCGAAGUGGCAAAAGAAGAGUCUGAAAGGGCCCAUCAUGAAAAACUUUUCAGAAUGAUUCUGAAUGAAUCAUACACUUUCCAUUUCUGGAAUGGAAUAACAUCUGCACUUGUGCCCGAGUCUGGUAGCCUCGUAGAAAAACUUUUAAAUCAGUACUGCCUCCGUUGCCUUGAGAUAUUGUGAUCUACACGGUAAUUAGGAAAACUUUUCCAAGGAAGAAUUCUGUCCAUUCAGACGGAAGAAGCUGGAUUCCAGACCGCUGAAGGAAGAGUUCUGGUUAUAAUUAAGCUUGAUCCGAGUCUAAUCCAAGCACAACUAUUUUAGAUCCCACUCAGACUCGGGCGCCUAUCUGAUUGUGAACGAAGUAUCAAUGCAGAUGUGCGCUUUUUGGCGGGGAAUUCAGUUAAUAUAACCUGGACUUGUGCUAUUAUGUUCAAGAAAAUUCGUUAGGCUUGUGUAUAUUUCUACAGUGAUCAAAGCACCCGAAACUUGCUUUCUUGGCUUCCCAUUCCAUCAUGAUAGCAUAUUUCCAUUAUUAUGAAGAAAUCUGAGGGUGUGGGUUUUGUGUAGAGUUUUUUUCCUUUUUUAAUAUGAUUGAAUUAUCGUUUGAAUUGUACCUCUAGGCUCCAGGUUUAGUUUGCUCUCAAUUUAUUAUUUUAAUAAAUAUUUGUAUUUUAUGAAUCGCAAAGGUUGAUUUUACUCUUUAUACCUUGAUCUCCUCUUCUUGAUGCAGGCACUGAGCAAGUCAUUAAAGUAAUGUGUAGUCAUUUUCAAAAUUAUUCUGGCUAUAGUGUGAGAUGUUUCUUUGAUCAUGGAGAUAAAAUGCUGAAUAUUCAUGCUGCUUGCGGGCAUCGGUUGGAUUGAAGGAGUAAAAAUCUAAAAUUUUAACCUAACAGAAAUGAGUGAAGCUAACAUGAGGAAACUCUUGUAUGGGAGGAACCAUUGAUGGCGUUUGCACCCAAAUGAAAUAAGCUAUGUUAUUUGUGCUAGUAGAUUCUUCAUUUCUCUAUUUUAAUAGCCUAAAAGCCUUAAAAUGUUGUGUGCUUCCAUUUUAUUCAUUACUGAGAAGGACUAGCAGUGUAUUUUUGUUGUUUUAUUGUUUCUGAUACUGCAAGCUUCUCAAGGGUAACAUGUACAUCUCUUGUUCUUUUCCAGAUUACCUUAUUUUUGCCUGACAUGAGC